Messenger RNA from Thrips palmi, 1363 nucleotides. RefSeq lists its product as uncharacterized. NCBI's taxonomy places the organism in Eukaryota, Metazoa, Arthropoda, Insecta, Thysanoptera, Thripidae. The coding region runs from base 12 to 1007 and encodes 331 amino acids. The transcript is spliced from 4 exons. The record is from RefSeq and is a predicted model, not a curated record.
UGGCGCCGCCCAUGCCCGGCACCGUCCACCAGGUCCACCAGGUCCACCACCGCGCGCGGCCGCAGCAGCACGCCGAGCGCGACGCCUACCCGGACACCUACCCCGGCCAGUACGAGUUCAACCUGCCGCCAGUGCACCGGAAGCCGCCGCCGCCCGUGCCGCCCUACCCCGGCACCGAGCACCUCUACAACUACCCCGCCGACACGAUGCUGGUGAAGGAGGUGCCGCUGCCCCCCGGCGGGCCCCCCGGCUCGGCGCUGGGAGGCCCCGCGGGGGGCGCGGCCAUCGUGGUGCGCGCCGAGGAGGCGCUGCUCGUGCUGCUGGUGCUCGUGCUGUGGGUGGCCGCCAUCGCCCUCUUCUUCAACCGCUGGGGCAAGAUCCGCAUGCUGGAGCCGUACCAGCCCAAGUUCCAGCAGCACCGCCAGAGCUGCGCCCUCGUCGACAUCUCCGGCACCACGCAGCACCACCGCCUGUCCAAGCUGAACCUGCACUCGUUGGGGGAGCCGGUGAUGCUGACGGGGCCGCCCGGCCCCGCGGCGCGCGCCCAGCUGCUGCGGCCCAGGCAGAACUCGGUGUUCGUCGGCGCGUCCCCCACCAUGCUGACCGCGCUGCAUAACCCGCCCAGGAAGGUCAAGUCCGCCAUGGACCUGCAGACGCUGGUGCUGUCGGAGCACGAGCCCGGCAUCGGGCCGAUCGGCGGCGCGUCCAGCGCCUCCAUGCUGCCCACCAUGAGCUCCCUGGGUGCGGGCGGCGCCAGCCCCAGCAUGCGGCGCGCCUCCCACGUCCCCGUGGGCUCGGUGCCGCUGGGCGCCGUCCGCCACCACGCGUCCUUCUCGCACGCCUCCUUCUCGGAGCAGCCGUCCUGCUCGCACCACCACACGCUGCGCGCGCCGGGCUGCACCAUGACCACCACGGCCUCGGUGGCGGGGCCGAGCAGCGAGCGCGCCGAGCGCGCGGCGGAGCGGCUCGCCAGCAUGGACAGGUACAGCCACGGCUCCAACGUCUGACACAGGCCUUCGCACUACUGGUCCCAGGCCUUCAUCAACCAGGUGCGCAGGCAGUCGGCCGUUGUAUAGCGCAGGGACUAUUGGACGGAUGACUCGGUCGAGCUGAGUGAGCGGCGCUCGUCCGCCUACGUGUAGGGCGGCAGCGUGGCGGGCGUGGCGGCAUCGGGGCGAGAGGGCGACAACCACGGCCACACCGGGCCAGUCUGGCCGGCCAAGUUUUCGCGCCGCCUUCCUGAUUCCCCGGAACAUGCAAGUCAAUGCGGCCCUGGAGGAGACAGCAGCCAACCACGUCGUUUGCUAGUCGUCUGCAUAUGCAGCGCGGAAUAAAUCAUUUUAUAUCCCCGCCCCGCCCGCCG